This is a messenger RNA of Pieris napi, 1620 nucleotides long. RefSeq lists its product as uncharacterized. Lineage: Eukaryota; Metazoa; Arthropoda; Insecta; Lepidoptera; Pieridae. The record is from RefSeq and is a predicted model, not a curated record. The coding region runs from base 18 to 1544 and encodes 508 amino acids. The transcript is spliced from 4 exons. Gene Ontology annotation, cellular component: extracellular matrix.
ACAACCUUACAAACAACAUGUUCUCCAAAAUUGUUGGCAUCAGCGCUGUUUUGGCGGUGGCCUCUGCAGGCCUCCUCCCAGCUGCCCACUACUCACCAGCAUCAGCAGUGUCUUCACAAAGCAUUGUCCGCCAUGAGCAGCCAAUCGCGGUAGCCGCUCCCGUUGCAUACCAAUCUGCUCAGCUGGGAUACGCCUCUCCCGCUCGUUACUCCGGCGCUGUCUCAUCUCAAAAUAUCGUCAGCCACCAACAGCCCAUUGCCUACAACGCCGCACCUCUAUCUUAUACCUCACCUCUCUCUUACGCUGCUCCCGCUCGUUACUCAUCUGCCGUCUCCUCCCAGAACAUCGUUAGCCACGGACAGGCUAUUGCUCCCGCCCGUCUGGCCUACCAAGCUGCCCCUGCUAUAGUCGCUCCAGUCGUCCACGCUGCUCCCCUUGUACACGCUGCUCCAGCCCGUGCCAUCAUCGCCCAACACGAGGAAUACGACGCAAACCCCAGCUACGACUUCGCCUACUCCGUAGCCGAUGGCCACACCGGUGACAACAAGUCCCAGCACGAGAGCCGUCAUGGAGACGUUGUUAACGGUGAAUACUCUCUGGUCGAAGCCGAUGGUUCAGUCCGUCGCGUUCAAUACACCGCUGACCCACACAACGGUUUCAAUGCCGUCGUCAGCAACUCUGCGCCCGCCCACCACGCCGCACCCGCAUACGCCCCAGCUACUGUUCUCGCCCACAACUUUAGUAUAAAACUUGCACUAAGUCCUUUGAUGAAUCAGUAUCAACCAAUUCUGUCUUUCAACAUGUUCUCUAAAGUACUUGCUUUAAGCGCGGUGUUAGCGGUGGCCAGUGCUGGUCUCCUGGCUGCUCCCGCAGUUCACUACUCUCCAGCUUCUGCGGUCUCCUCACAGAGCAUCGUGCGUCAUGAGCAGCCAAUCGCCGUAGCCGCUCCCGUCGCAUACCAAUCUGCUCCACUCUCAUACGCCUCUCCCGCUCGCUACUCGGCCGCUGUCUCCUCACAAAACAUCGUCCGCCACCAACAACCUAUCGCCGUAGCUGCUCCCAUUGCCUACAACGCCGCUCCUCUUUCUUAUGCCUCACCUCUUUCUUACGCUGCUCCUGCUCGUUACACAUCUGCCGUCUCCUCCCAGAACAUCGUUAGUCACGGACAGGCUGUUGCUCCCGCCCGUCUGGCCUACCAAGCUGCCCCUGCUAUAGUCGCUCCAGUCGUCCACGCUGCUCCCCUUGUACACGCUGCUCCAGCCCGUGCCAUCAUCGCCCAACACGAGGAAUACGACGCACACCCCAGCUACGACUUCUCCUACUCCGUAGCCGACGGUCACACCGGUGACAACAAAUCCCAGCACGAGAGCCGCGACGGAGAUGUUGUACGUGGUGAAUACUCCCUGGUUGAAGCUGACGGCUCAAUCCGUCGCGUAGAGUACUCCGCUGAUGACCACCAUGGCUUCAACGCUAUUGUCAGCAACUCUGCACCCACUCACGCCGCCUCCGCAUACGCCCCAGCUGCUGUUCUCGCCCACCAUUGAAUUUGAAUUAUUGUUCUUUAAUUCAAAAGAAAUGUAUUUAUUCUUAGUUCUAAAUAAAUGUAAUUAAAGUACAUGA